UGAAAAUAAACCUAAUGAUGAUAAUACAACAAUAACACAUUUAAUCUUAACUGUUUCAAAAACAAAAGGUCAAUUUGUAAUCAUACAAAUCAAUACCAAAGCCGGCUUAGCACUUAGUGAGAUAACAUUUAAUAAUCGAAAUGAAAAUGAUAAUAAUGAAGAUCAAGAUAUUGUACCAUCAUCGAUUUAUAUUGAAGCUAAUUUACGUCGAUUAGAAUCAUUAGCAUUGAAUUCAAUACCGGAUGAUAUAAAAGUCCAUGGUAAAUUGUUAAAUAUAUUGCUUUUGAUUAUCAUUAUUUGUGCUUUACUUGGAAUAUUCCUAUUUGUUUCAUGUAUAUUUUCAAGGAAACAAAAAGAUGAUUUAAAAAUGACAGCUGCAGAAAUUUUACGAAGUUUAACAUCUAUAACAACUACAACAGAUGAUGAAAAUACACAAGGUCAAUCACAAGCUGAUGUUUAUUCAGAACUUGAUAAUAAUGAUGUAUUAGCAACAAAUUGUUUAGAAUAUAUCAAUGCAGAAAAAAUUGUUAAUGAAAGUGCUCAAGCAACAAUUCGUACACUUCCUUCCUAUCGACAAUCAAUAGCAUCGCAUUGUUCAAUUGCAAAUAUUCAUACAUUUAACGAAUAUUUAUCUGAAUUAGAUUCAAGUGAAAUAAUAAUCAUACAAAAUCUUGGUGCUCAAAAUAAUCGUGAAUGUUUCUAUAGUGAAUAUGGUCCAAACAAAUUACCAGUUAUUUUAUUUGAGGAAGAACACAAUGAAUUUCUUAGUUUAUCAAAAAUAAUAAAUCAUUCGAAUAUAGUGACUUGUUUUGGUUAUGUUAAUGUAUCACCUGAACGAUGCUUUUUAGUUAGUGAAUUUAGUCAAGUAAAUCUAUUUGAACAUUGUCAAACAUUAUUAACUGAAAAUAGCAGUACUGUAACAACUUUAAUGGGAUUUUUAAAUGAAAUUAUAUCAGCUUUAGUUCAUCUUGAAUCAUUAAAUAUAAUUAUACGUGAUAUAACAUUACCAAAUUGUCUUUUAUUUAAUGAUAAAACAAUCAAAUUAUCUGAUUUUGCUAAAAAUGAUGAUCGUUAUGUAUCACGAUAUGUUCAACAAGUACCUAUUCGAUGGUUACCUGGUGAUGUUAUAACAGGAGAUGAAAAUUGGUCAAUUUAUACAACAACAUUUAUGUUUGGUACACUUCUAUUUGAAUUAUUUCAUUUGGGUUUAUAUAUUCCCUAUAAUGAUUUACAAGAUGAUGAAGUUCUACAAUUCUAUCGUGAUUUAUGGUCACAUUCUAAACAAAAUGGUAUUGAACCAUCUGUACUUUGUUUUUCAACACAUUUUCCACGUCCAACAUUAUGCAAUGAUCGUCUUUAUGCACUUAUAGAACGUUGUCUUUCCUGGUCAAGUUUAGAUCGUCCUUCCUUCAAAGAACUAAGUUUAUGUUUAGACGAAACAACAACUGUGUUAUCUUAA
This is a messenger RNA of Adineta steineri, 1459 nucleotides long. NCBI's taxonomy places the organism in Eukaryota, Metazoa, Rotifera, Eurotatoria, Adinetida, Adinetidae. The record is from the annotation of a GenBank genome assembly.